AUGAACCGCAACUUCAGUAACAUCAGUUUAAACGAAGAUUCCACUGCGUUCAGCAACUGCAACCGCUCCGGCGAGUUCCCGACGACGUCGCUACAGAGCAAGCGGCUGAUUCUCGCGUGCGCGACUGAAAAAUCCGACGAUCUGAUUCAACAACUGGUGUCCGAUCUGGAAUCCGAUUCGAUGAAAACAAGCGGCGAUGAGUUACGAUUGCUCGCGAAGAACAAACCAGAGAAUCGAGUUAAAAUAGCGAAAUCCGGAGCGAUUAAACCGUUGAUUUCACUGAUUUCGUGUUCAGAUCCUGAACUACAAGAGCACGGUGUAACAGCGAUAUUGAAUUUAUCGUUGUGUUAUGAGAAUAAAGAGUUGUUAGCUUCUUCCGGUGCAAUCCGGCUGUUAGUGAUAUGUUAA
This is a messenger RNA of Helianthus annuus (common sunflower), 408 nucleotides long. Its product is annotated as protein spotted leaf 11-like. The transcript has a single exon. NCBI's taxonomy places the organism in Eukaryota, Viridiplantae, Streptophyta, Magnoliopsida, Asterales, Asteraceae. The record is from RefSeq and is a predicted model, not a curated record. Gene Ontology annotation, cellular component: nucleus; cytoplasm. The coding region runs from base 1 to 408 and encodes 135 amino acids. Gene Ontology annotation, molecular function: protein binding.